AGGUUUGAAAUGAUUAAUGUGGUAGAGUAUGUAUCUGGUGGGAUUCACAAAAAGUUGCGUUCAUAACAAAAUAGUGGUAAUCACGUUAAAAUGUAUGCGUGCCGUUUUUGUAGAUGUAGUUGUGAAACUGUGAGUUCGAUUGGGUAAUGCUGAAUAGGCGUGCAAUUUUGUGUGAGGAAAAACUCGCGCUGUGUGUAUGUGUGUGUGUGUGUGUGUGUGUGUGUGUGUGUGUGUGUGUGUGUGUGUGUGUGUGUGUGUGUGUGUGUGUGUGUGUGUGUGUGUGUGUGUGUGUGUGUGUGUGUGUGUGUGUGUGUGUGUGUGUGUGUGUGUGUGUUUUUUUAUUCUAGGAGUCCAAAAAUCUUCUAAAGACGCUGUGUGAGAUUCGAAUGUGCGCCUACCCACUAAAAUCACUCUCCUAGUUCACCUCCACCUUAAAUUCCCCUCCGGUACCACCAUGCAGUAUUUCUUCGGAGGGGAGACGUUAUGUGCCUUGUGCACCAUCACCAAUUCGUUAUUCUAGUUUUCGUACUGAGCCGUUUGGCUGCCGUGUAAUUUGUUAUUCUAUUUUGAUUAAACAGUCGCCAUUUAGCGACCUUCUACUGUGUUAGCCACAUUUACCAUGCCACAUGCCGGGCCAUUUAGCUCCAGUUAGUAAUGUGUUAGUACUAAUUUGUUCGCCAUUUAGCGAUUGAUUACGGUUACUAACACUCCUCAUGCAGUUCUCUACUCCGCUAUACACAUUUCUGAUAAAACAGGUCUUCUGGAAGCGACCAUGUAGCCUUUAGCACUCUCGCGUACUACUCGGGUAGUCCCCGGCGGUGAAUCUAUCCUACUCCGACAAAGAGUUCCCCGACAGUGGAAGAUCUUCCGAAACCGAACUUCCCGGGUAGGUGCCGAGGUCGGUUCUGCGAUUCCGGUUGAGGUCGGCUUCCGGUUCACAGGCGCCUCGACGACCAAGCUCCGGUGCUUUUUACGCGGAACUACUCGGUCUAGUCCCCGGCGGUGGACCUAGCCUACUCCGACGGAGACAACCCCGGCAGUGGAAGUUCUCCCGACACCGAAAAUCCCGACCAGUGAAGUGCCGAGGUCGGUCUGGCGAUUCCGAUUGGUGGUUGGCUUCCGGUUCACCAGUGCCACGACGACUCAAAACCGGUACUACGGCACGAACUACUCGGUCAUGUCCCCGACGAUGGAUCAUGCCUACUCCGUUCGCGAUCAGCCAUCCUUUGAUCCUCCCGCCAUUUUCGCUGCAACGACGACAUGAUCUGCACAACUGACCUAUUCACCGCGCUCCACGUAACUUCGUUCUGGCACAUCUCCGUAAUGUUGUUGUUCGCGUUCAGAUUCCCAACACUGCUCGCUUGCAUCUCGCUACGUUCCGCCAUGAACCGUGGGCAGUAGAAUACCACGUGCUCCGGUGUCUCCUCCUCGUUCGGACAGGCCGGGCAAAGUGGGUGUGAAUUGUUCUAACAGUGCGCGCCCAUUGUGUUUGUGCCUCUGUAGCAGCCCUGCCUUCAUUGCUUUGACGGCCUGACUUAGGAGUGACAGAGCAACCGCCUGUCACCAUCGUGAGUAGAUGAUAAGCCAAAAAACAACACAUUGCGUAGAUAAUAUCUAGUGAAAUACUACUAUCUAAAGUUAGUCUAUAAAGUUAAUUUGUUAAAUCCUACUUUGAUCCUAAACUAUAUUUGAUUCUAAGGACAAGUGAAAUCAGGUAUAUGAACUAUUUUAUGUAUACAUGCCUUAAUCUAAUGGAUAUUUCCUAAAUUAGUGCCUAAUACUACAGUGCAAGUACCCUUCGGUUCGCAGAGUGCAUAACCUAUGAUUCCUAAAGCUAAACCGAAACGCUACUAGGAAUAUAUACACCACCCAAGACCCUCCGGAUUACACUAGGGGAACUAAACAUAAGUUAAAUUUACUUAUAUGAAAUGCGCUAUGCGAAUUAUGUUACAAACAGAAACUUAUAUCUACAUUAUGCUACAAAGUUAUAUGUUUAAUUACCACUCAUUCCUGAAUUGUAAACUUAAAAUUACACCCUCCUUCCUCUCAUCCUCAUUAUUAUGCAGGAAUUUAUUAAUCUUCCGAAUAAAGAGCCGUGGAUUGUUCAUUGCUCCGAAGAUUAAUUUAACGGAAAGAGACCCCCUUUCAGUCUGGGUGACUAAUUGUUGAAACGAACUUCGACAAAUUAAUAAAUUCGUUUAAACGAACGAUGUCUGGUCGUAAAAGUGGGAAAGAUGGCAAAAGCGGUUCGAAAGGCGCACGGUCGAAAGAAAAGCAGUCAGAAGUGGUCGAUAUCAGUGGUGGUGGUAAUAUAGUGGUGGUGGUCACGGACGAAGAAAAGGAUCUGGCAGGAGUUCAAAAGGAUGACCAAGUCGCAGAACAGAGCUGUACGUUCUGCCAGGAGGAAGACAACGACAAUAUGGUGCAGUGCGACAAGUGCGAUAGAUGGAUCCAUUUUGCGUGUGUCGGCGUCACAGAAGAAAUCGCAGAUAGGAGCUGGAGUUGUCCCAAAUGCGUUGCUGCAACCGGGGUCCAGCAGCCUUCUUCUUCUACUACAAAUCGCCCUCCAGCUGGAUCGUCAACUUGCGCUGAACAACAGAAGUCAGUCACUUCCAAGCAGUUCAUCUCCAAACGUACACCUGGGCCUGGAACCAGCGGACAUGAACGUGGCAACACGGUAUCGGAGCCGGCGAGAAAACUGGUUCCUAGCAACGGGGUCGCUCAUCGCGGUAAAUCCACCGCUUCGCAGGCAUCUUCGUCAUCCGCAAAUCCAUCCUACACUUCCAGCUACAGCGGCUCGAGGAAGAGCGGGAAUAUGAAAAGGUACAAGCAGAGCAGCAUCGUGCCUAUCUGGACAGGAAGUACGAAUUAUUGGAGCAGAUGCACAGUCGAACCGGAUCUGAGUGCAGUGAAUCCGAAGAUCGUGUUAGACAGUGGGUUCAAGAUACCAACAAUAUCCGCGUAGAAGAUGCAUUGGAUCCUCAGAGCGCGGAAGUCUUUGAUCCGCAGAGGCAUUCGACACAGAACUACUCUGGUAGGGCUCAAGUUGGUUCUUCUCCAUUGGUGGACCGGUCCUGUAGAAACCAGAACCGAAUUGAAGAAGUACAUGAGCGAUGCGAUCGUCGUCGGGAACCUCCCGUCCAACCUUCGUCGAUUGGCAGGAGUUUUGUGGAACCAUAUGGACAACGAAGUCAGCAGCAAAGAAGGGCUUUUCGAGAAGCAGAUUUCCAAUCUGGGAACCAUGAAGAAGAUUUCGAGCCCUGUUCGUUUUCCCGUCAGCAAUUGGCAGCUCGUCAAGGGAUUUCUAAAGAUUUACCCAAGUUUUCCGGAGAGUUCGAGGAAUGGCCGGUGUUCAUGUCAAUGUUCAACAGCACUACGAACAUGUGCGGCUUUACGAAUGAGGAGAACCUUAUCCGGCUCCAGAAGUCUUUGGAAGGGAAGGCGUAUGAAACGGCGCGGAGCCUACUAAUGCAUCCGUCGAACGUUCCGGCGAUUAUGCGUACUCUAAAAAUGAGAUUCGGUCAACCUGAAGCUGUUGUUCACUCCCUGAUUCAGAAGGUGAAGGCCCUUCCAGCGAUUCGGGAGGAACGUCUGGAGACGUUAGUGGAGUUCGCAGUUAACGUUCAAAAUUUUUGCGCCACGGUAGACGCGUACGAACUUGAGGACUAUAUGUAUAAUGUGUCUCUGCUACACCAGCUGGUAAACAAGCUCCCGGCCACGUUGAAACUAGAUUGGGCCAGGCAUCGACAAAACCUCCAGCGGGUCAACUUGGCGACCUUUGGGAAUUGGGUAUAUUCGUUGGCCGAAGCAGCUAGCACCGUCGUUAUUCCGGUCGAUUCAGAGGAGUCGAAGCCAACGCGAAACGAAGGACGAGGAAACAAGAAGCCGAACGCAUAUGUAAACGCACACUCUGAGACUGUAUCAGAAUCCAGUCAUCAUCUAAAAACCGUAGACUCCGAUGGAGACCAGGGAGAACACAGUCGGGCACUAGACUCAAAACCACCGGCUCUCGUUUCAGUGGGGUGUGUGGUGUGCAAAGGAGGAUGCCAAAACGCCUCCAAGUGCAAGCAGUUUCUGGAGCUGUCCCGCGAAUGCAGGUGGGCAAUUGUAAGAGAAUUUAAACUCUGCCGAAAUUGUCUACGUCGGCAUAAAGGAGGAUGCGACGCAAAACCGUGCGGGCGAAAUGGAUGCACAUACAAACACCACGAGAUGCUCCAUAGGGAUCAGAACAUCCAACAACUCUCUGGCCAAACCACACAAGAGUCAUCUACGUCUCGAGCACAGGUAUCCAUGCAACCAGAAUCUGCGGCACAAAUACCAACGCACGACUGCAAUACGCAUCAAGCGAGGUCAAAUGCAGUCCUAUUCCGCUACCUACCCGUGAUACUCAGCGGACCUCAAGGCUCCAUCCACACAUACGCGUUCUUGGAUGAGGGAUCGCAUCUAAGUUUGAUAGAUCAAGAACUGGCGGACCAGCUCAAAUUAAAAGGUGCAACGAUGCCGCUGUGCCUUCGCUGGACAGGAGGAACACAGCGAUGCGAAAAUGAUUCGCAAUCGGUUACCUUGGAGAUUUCAGGAACGAGCAAGGCAGCCAAGAAAUUUCAACUAGCCGGAGUGAGAACAGUCGAACACCUGUUGCUUCCAUAUCAGACACUAAAUGUGGAAGACAUGGGUCAUCAAUACCCACAUCUUAACGGACUUCCCAUUGAUUCCUAUUACGACGUCCGACCAAGAAUCCUGAUCGGAAUGAAGCACGUGCAAUUCAGCCUUGUUUUGAAGAGCCGAGAAGGAAACAUUGGGGAACCAGUGGCUGUUAAGACACGGUUAGGCUGGACAGUAUGCGGUGGAGAAAACGAGGAAAGCGACGACGUAGGGAACCUAGUCCACUAUACUUUUCACGUGUGUUCGUGUGAGCAGACAAAAGAUGACGAACUGCAUCAGACGGUGAAGAAGCACUUUGCCCUAGAAAGCCUCGGUAUCACAAAACCGGACAAACUUCUCAUCUCCACCGAAGAUCAAUGGGCUCAAGAUUUGUUGAAGCAACUGACUUUCUACGAUGGGGAACGAUACACGACUGGACUGCUGUGGCGUCACAACAACGUCCGUCUACCAGACAACUACAGUAUGGCUUUGCGAAGACACCAGUGUUUGGAAAGGCGCCUUGCCAAGGAUCCAGGACUAGCAGAGAUACUGCAUGGAAUGAUUACGCCAAAGGAUAUGCCCGAAUGCUUUCGGAAGACGAACUAAAUCGACAG
This is a messenger RNA of Aedes albopictus (Asian tiger mosquito), 5255 nucleotides long. RefSeq lists its product as uncharacterized. NCBI's taxonomy places the organism in Eukaryota, Metazoa, Arthropoda, Insecta, Diptera, Culicidae. The transcript has 2 exons. The coding region runs from base 2881 to 5247 and encodes 788 amino acids. The record is from RefSeq and is a predicted model, not a curated record.